Messenger RNA from Zea mays, 1549 nucleotides. RefSeq lists its product as uncharacterized. The record is from RefSeq and is a predicted model, not a curated record. NCBI's taxonomy places the organism in Eukaryota, Viridiplantae, Streptophyta, Magnoliopsida, Poales, Poaceae. The transcript has 2 exons. The coding region runs from base 63 to 1370 and encodes 435 amino acids.
UCUUCUGUAUCAUCCGCCAUUCCAUCCAAAGUACGUAGUACGUAGUCUUAGUUGAGCUCGUCAUGGACUCAUUGCGAAGCCUAGUGUUAUCUUCGUCAUCCGAUGAUUCGGACGAUGAGAUCGAUAACUUGUUGCUUUGGCAACAUGUUGAGCACCUUGUACUCGGAGACACGAGGACGCGUCGUAGGCGCUCCUCAUUGCCUCGCCGUGUUAUCCAUAGGGACCACGCUGCUGGAGAAAAUCUCAUCAAGCACCACUACUUCGGACCAAAUCCAGUGUAUCCAUCCCAUGUAUUUCGUCGAAGGUUUCGGAUGCAACGUCCUUUGUUUCUACGUAUCCUUCGUGCCGUUCAACGAGAAGACGAUUACUUCACAUUAAGAUGUGAUGCAACUGGUUUAGCAGGUCUUGGUCCAUUGCAAAAAGUUUGUGCUGCUUUGCGUAUCCUUGCGUACGGGUUACCAAGCGAUGCGGUCGAUGAGUACAUACAGAUUGGACAGACUACGGCUAGGGACUGCCUUAUCCGUUUCUGUCGCGCAAUCAUAUCUUCCUUUAGCGAACAAUACCUCCGUAUCCCAAACCACGACGACAUUGCUCGCAUACUUAGUGUUAACGCGGACAGGGGGUUUCCGGGUAUGCUAGGCUCCAUCGACCGUAUGCAUUGGGAAUGGCGCAACUGUCCUACUGCAUGGCGCGGACAGUUUUGUGGGCGCAAUUCGAGGCCAACAAUGAUACUAGAGGCUGUCGCAGGGUAUGACCUAUGGAUUUGGCAUGCCUUCUUUGGAAUGCCUGGUACUAACAAUGAUCUCAACGUCCUUCAUCGAUCACCAGUGUUUGAUCCGUUACGUAAUGGGACGAUGCCACCAGUGCACUUCACUAUUAAUGGUACCACGUACAAUUUUGGAUACUACUUAGCCGAUGGUAUAUAUCCCAAUUGGCCUACCUUUGUAAAAGCAAUUCGUCACGCUUUUGAGGAAAAAAAGGUUCACUUCACAACCAAGCAGGAGAGUUGUCGAAAGGACAUAGAGCGAGCAUUUGGGGUUUUGCAGGCGAGGUGGGCAGUUCUACGUGGGCCUGCUUAUGGUUGGGAUCGUAAUCACCUCGCAGAGAUGAUGACUGCUUGUAUUAUUAUGCACAACAUGAUUGUCGAGGACGAAGGUGAUGGUGCAGCAAAUCUGGAUUUUGUUGGCCCCACAGGUCCCCCCGAAGUUUGUAACAAUAUUCCUGAGGUCCGCAACGAGUGGCUAAACAAUCAUAUCCGUUCUGAAUUACCCAACGACCCCGACCAGGACAUCACAUCUCAGACGACAUACUUGUCUUUGCAGCACAACCUGAUAGAACACCUUUGGGCACGUCGAGGGUCGAUGGGUUGAAGGUCUUCAUCCAUAUUAUGUGGUUCAACAAUGUUGUUAUGUUUCAUUUAUGAACUAAGUACAAGUAGUUGUAGCAAUGGAAGUCAUGUAUGUUGGGCGUCAGUGAAGAAGUCAUGGUAACUGUCCUCUGUAAUGCAUCUGCAACAAAUAAUUUGCAUAUGUUGCCAAACGUUUAGUCA